AUGGAUAACGAUAAACAAACAUUAACUUUUAAUCAACCACUGAAAGAUGAAACAAUCAAAUUACAAAACGAUAGAUCAAUAACUCGGAUUGAACAUUUAUCUACAGAAUUGUUUGUUACAAUAUUUGGCUAUCUUAAUUGUUAUGAUAUCUAUGAAGCAUUUUCAAAUCUUAAUUAUCGUUUUCAACGACUUCUCAAUUCUUCAUUUUAUUUUUAUGAAAUUGAUUUAAAUCAAUUUGUUCCAACACGUAAUAAAUUAACUGCUUUACCUUGUCUUUUCUUCUUAUCUAUUAUAAUAGAUGAUACAGAUGAAAACGUCGGUGAAAUUUAUCAAUUAAUACUUGUUUUACCUAAAUUAAAAUCAAUUAGUCUUACCAUUAAUUCAAUCGAUAGUCAAAUCAAUCUUUUGACGUAUACCAAAAAACGACAAAGUACUAUUGAAUAUCUUUCUAUUAAUUCUCGAAUAACUAUUGGCCAAAUUUUUGAUAUCCUUGCUUAUACGCCUCAAAUUCAUCAUAUGCAUGUGCGUCAAACAGAAAUGUACAGUCGACGCAUCCAUCUUGAAUCCCCAAUCAAAUUAACAAAUUUAACACAUAUUUCGAUACAUAAAUUUGAUGGAAAUUUGAAUCAGUUUGAAACAUUUCUUAGCCAAAUAUAUUGUAAAUUAAAAUAUUUACAUAUUACUCUUACGUAUGGCGAAAGCACCUUUUUGAAUGGUCAUCACGGGGAAUGGUUAAUUUUACAAUAUUUACCUGAAUUGAAAAAACAUCAUUUAGAAUUUAGUAAUUAUUUCUAUGAAGCGCCUGAAUACUCUGUAGACUCUGUACCAUCGAAUCCAUUGAAUACACCGUUUUGGAUUAAACGACAAGAUAUAUUUGAGAUCCAAAACUAUAACUCGAGUGUGGGUGUGGGUAGGUGUUGGUGUGGAUGUGGGUGUGGGUGUGGGGUGUAGGUGUGGAUGUGGGUGUGGAUGUGGAGUGUUGGGGUGUGGGUGGGUGUGGGUGGGUCUGGGAUGUGAGUGUGGGUGUUGGUGUGGGAGUUUGUACCGAUAUAACAUUCUAUUCACUUACACCUACACCCACACCCACACCAACACACUCCGAAUUUAAUCAAUUAUACUGGUCAGUUUUGGUACAUGUCACUGUUAAUAGCAUAUUAGUAUGAUUUUGCAUUUUCCAUUACAAAGAGUUGACUGCUUUUAUUUUUGAUCCAAUAAAAUCAAGCCUAUGAAAUGUAUGCAUCUAAAUUUGACACUUGUAAGAUGCACGUAACGCAAACUUCGAGUGAAUUUUUUUUUUGACUUUAUCAUACAUAUUCUUGUUCAGCGUACGGAGCUGAUCUCGAAUAUCACUUUCCCAGCCUCAGAAGACCUUCUUUUGCUGAGAAAACGUCAAAAUACUGAAAAGGUCUAAAAAAACGACUUUUUUGUUAAUUUUCCAAAAACCCUCGCCGUUUCGUGAGUUUUUAUCCUAGAGAAUCGAGCUUGGUUUUAUUCAAUUCCCCGUUCAAAACUGAUCUUAGCCAAGCUGUUUUC
Messenger RNA from Rotaria sp. Silwood1, 1533 nucleotides. The record is from the annotation of a GenBank genome assembly. Lineage: Eukaryota; Metazoa; Rotifera; Eurotatoria; Philodinida; Philodinidae.